Symbiodinium sp. CCMP2592 is the source of this 3201-nucleotide messenger RNA. The record is from the annotation of a GenBank genome assembly. Lineage: Eukaryota; Dinophyceae; Suessiales; Symbiodiniaceae.
AUGGCGGUGCAAGCCCUCGGAUCGAUUCGGCAACUCACCGUGAAUUGGGUGCCGCCCGUGCACGACCUGAUACAACUCACCCAGCUGCUCGAUUGCGGCCAGUUGAAUGUUCUAGGGCUUCCAGGGUUGCUCACCUUCGACUUCGACAUCAUCCGCAUCUCCUGCGUCUACGGAGUGGACAGCCCGGUUUUGAAGUUCGUCAGCCAACUGCUGGCCUGUCCCGCCGGCUUCGGUAUCAUCCUCUUUGCUUGGGGGCUUGCCAAACUGAGGGGAAAGCAGAUGUCUUGGGACUCGGUCUUCAACCUCUGCGGCGUGAUGAUGUUCGCGUUCUUCAUCACGGUGACGCUGGCGGCGCUCACUCCGUUCCAGUGCUUGCCAAAUCCGAACGACCAGUGGUCCCUGGCCUCCAACCCUGGCAUCAUCUGCUGGGCAUCUGAUGAGCACAUUGCAUUGAUUGGCUUGGCAGUCAUUGGCAUCAUCUGUUACCCGGUCGCAAUCCUCGUGUGGGCAACCUACACCACAGUGAUGUACCCUGCGAGAAUUCACUCUGGAGCCGGACUUCAGCUGGUACAUCGCCACCGCUUCCUCUUCCAGCGCUUCAAGCCAGAGUGCUACUACUUCGGCUUGGUCUUGCUGGUUCGGAAUGCUCUGGUGGCACUCUUUCCAGUGCUCUUCGUUGCCGUCCCCAGCUUACAAGUCGUGCUGAUGGGACUGAUCUUCGUCGUCUCCGCAGCGAUGCAGAUCCGCGCGUGGCCAUGGCGUACAGAGAUCGCCAACUUCGCGGACUUGGUCAUGACCUGCCUACUUCAGAUCGUGCUGCUGGGUGCAGCUCCUCUGCUGGAAAUCGAUAAGGACAAGUCCUCCGAGCUGUUGGGCUGGCUAUUGUUCUUUGCAGUCUUGGGUCCCUGCGUUGCCGGGGCGGUGGCUCUGGGCUUCACGUUUUACCGCUACUACAUGCCAAAGAUGCUGUUCGGCAUCUUCUUGUGCCACCACAAGGGUGGAGCAGGCAGCCUUUGCCGAUUGAUCAAGCUCCUUGUGUCCCGGCACAGCUCCACCAACGUCUUCCUGGAUUCGGAUCAGCUGGAGGACCUGGAUUUGAUCUUCAACACGAUCCGCGCCACAACGAAGAGCGUGGUGGUGGUGCUGACGCCAGAACUACUGAAGCGCAUGUGGUGCGCAGGGGAGAUUGUGACCGCUUUCAAGAACAACAUUGCCACGGUACCAUUGGUAUGCGACGGCUAUACCCAGCUGACAGACGACGAUAUCGAAGAAAUUCCCUCUGUAUGGACAGCUCAGCAGAAGCAGAUUUUGGCCAACUACGGCAUCCGGAUGGAGCACGUCAAAGAGGCCUACAUGUGGCUACGUGAUGCGCUUCUCUCACUGACCAUGCAUCGUUUCGGACGGCCCGAGCAGAAGGAGGAGGUGGUCGUGACGAUGCUUCAGCGUUGCAAGGUCCCAUUGAAGGCGAUCCGAUACGCGGACAGCGUCUGGGCACCGAGCCAUCUGCAGAGGCCAAGGAUCCUGAUCACCGGUGCAGUCACCGAUGCUGAGGCGCUGGACGCCUGCGAAGUCUUUCAGAUCCUUGCCCGCGGCCAGCUGCGCGUCGACACUGCAGUGGUGCGCACUGCAGGAGACAUCGUCAGACUCAGGCCUUGGGCCUACUAUUUCGUGGUGCUUUUCUCUCGUGGCAUGCUCCGGGAUCCGCGCUUCGCGAAGAUCUUGCUCGCGACGGGCGCGGGCUUGCGAGAUAACAAGAGCAUGGAGGUGCUGGAAGAACGAACUCUGGAAAUUGUCACCGUCAGCGCCGAUGUCGGCUUCGAGUUUCCCAGCGCCGACUUCUUCCAAGAGUUGGAGGAUCCGGGCUUAUACCCGCUGACACUGACAUUGGGCUUCACACAAAUGGUGCAGUCACUGAUGUCUGCAGUGGGGGCGAUUCUUGAAGUUGCCUGCCACCAUGGACAUGCAGGGAGCCCCGAGGUUGAGGUGGAAGUCCCGGUGGACGAGGAAGAAGAUGAGGCUGGUUUCAUGCAGAAGGCCCUGGACAUGGACAGGGAAACAAGGGUUCAGUCGAGUUGGGUGGAGCUGCUUGCCAAACUUCAAGAGGCAAUGUGCAGCCAAACCAAAGGAGCACUGUUGGCGAACCUUCGAUGGAUACGAAGCAAGCUGCAUCACAGGAGUGUGGAUGUCUCGAAGGGUUACCUCCUGGGGCACCUCCAGGGGCGGCCAGGAGACCUGGUGGCACUUCUCGCGGCUGCUGAGGCAGACGCUGCGGAAGUCGAGGAGAGUGGGUCCGAAGUAUAUCCCUGCUCCACGUGGUGCUGGGAAUGGUGGGAUGAAUUGGUUGUCUUCCUCCCGACACAGCCAGGAUCCCUUGCUGCUCAAGGGCGCCUCCAGGUUGACCAUCCUCCACCGGUGCUCUUCAUGAAGCCCUUGCCUGAGGGGGAAAGUGAUGGAGAUGAACCUGCUCCCCUACUACCUGGUGAACCACCGAAGGGCCCGCCACCACCGAAACCGCAAUGGAUGGUGCAAAUGGAGGAAGACAGCCUGGAUGACAAUGCCCUGGCCGAGCUUGCCUCUCAGUACGAAGCGGAUAUGCGCAAGAGGCAUGCAGAGUUGGAGGCGGAGCAGGCCGCUCAUGAAGCUGAGGAGGCCAAGGAGAACGACUAUGCCAGGGACAUGCUGCAGGCGCACGAGACGGCCAUGGCCAAAGCUUGGGACGACUGGGCUUUGUACGAUGAGAUGCACAAGCCACCUUUGACUCGCUCCAGGAAGGUGCUGAAGAUCUCGCUUGGAGUGCAAGGAGAGGGUGAACCAAUGCAGAUGGAAGUUCCCCUCCCUGAAGACCGCCCGGUGUCAAUGGAGCUCAGGGUGCAGGUGGGGCUCUCGUCAAUGUCGGACACAGGACCGUCGACACCUGCUACUCUCCCGGUCCAAGAUGCUUGCCUUGAGGAGACGGGGAAAUCCAGGAGCUCAACGUGGGACCAGGUUUCGGCUUUGUCUCCUGACAGCCUGCAGGCACUUUAUCAUCGCUGGCGUGACGGGGAGAUCACAAGUGCAAUGGUUGUUAAGGACUUUGGGCCUUCGGUCUUGGAAGCCAUCCAAGUGGAACACCUGACCUACAUGGACGGCAAGCUGUUCUAUGACAGGGAAAAGAGGGCUAGGGAUCAAGCACCGCCUACGAUGAGGGACACGGACGACUGA